CCUUUCAACCCUUGGUCAGAUAACAGGACCGUCUGCUAUAAUCCGGUAAAGCAUAUGGCGAUAGAAGAGCAUAAGUAACAACGACACGAAUCAUGGAAGAAAAACAGGGAUUUGUUGGUGCCCCAAAUGAGGCUAACUUGUUGAAAUUAAUGGAGAAGACGGGAUAUCCAAUGAUGCAAGAGAAUGGCCAGAGGAAAUAUGGACCCCCACCAAAAUGGGAAGGACAGGCACCUUCGCGGGGAUGUGAAGUUUUUGUGGGUAAAAUUCCCCGCGAUUGCUAUGAAGAUGAACUUGUGCCUGUAUUCGAAAAGAUCGGUAAAAUAUAUGAGUUGAGAUUAAUGAUGGAUUUUUCAGGAAGCAACAGAGGUUACGCCUUUGUUAUGUUCACAAACAGAAGUGAUGCACAGAAAUGUGUUCGUGAAAUGAAUAACUUCGAAGUUAGAAAAGGUCGUCUGCUAGGUGUAUGUAUUUCGGUGGACAACUGCAGAUUGUUCGUUGGGGGUAUUCCUAAAACCAAAGGUAGAGAAGAAAUUCUCCAAGAAAUGAAAAAGGUAACGGAGGGAGUUACAGACGUGAUUGUGUAUCCAAGUGUCGUUGACAAAACGAAAAAUAGGGGAUUUGCAUUUGUGGAGUACGAGAGCCACAGAGCAGCAGCUAUGGCAAGGAGAAAGCUUAUUCCAGGACGGAUUCAACUCUGGGGACAUCAGAUAGCAGUGGACUGGGCUGAACCAGAACAGGAUGUUGAUGAAGACACGAUGUCAAAAGUUCGGAUUCUAUAUGUAAGGAACCUCAUGCUGAACACUACAGAGGAGACUAUUCAACAGUUUUUUUCCAAAGCUUGUGGAAACGAGAACAGCAUUGAGAGGGUGAAGAAAAUGCGAGACUAUGCAUUUGUGCAUUUCAAGGAGAGGGGGGAUGCUCUGAAGGCCAUAAAGGCAACAAAUGGGAGCAGUUUAGAAGGAUCACUCCUUGAAGUUGUACUCGCAAAACCAGUGGACAAAAAUGACUACAGAAUGUAUGCUCGAGGGAAAACUGCUAUGCAGGAGGAGGGUGAAGAAGACAGUGAUUAUUCAAUGCAAUACCUGAACCAGGCCUACGCUCAAUUCAAUGUAUUUGGGGAAGCUGCUGCAACUAAUGCAAUGUAUGGCCAGGCUUACACAGGAUCGGGGGGUGCUGGUGGAAGUUGUCUUUGCAGAGGAGCUGGAUUUCAAGGUCGUACAGCUGUGGGGAUACGUGGGGCUCUCAGAGGGCGUGGGCGAGUAUCUGCAGGCAUGCGAGGAGGAAGCACACAUGGGGGAUACAACUUCUUAGGGAGAGGAGCUUACAGAAGAUAUGCUACUGAUGAACAUCUUUACGACAUUUUGCCUGGCAUGGAAUUGACACCCACUAACCCUGUCACACUUAAACCUCAAACUGUCAAAUCACCAGUUCAGGUUCUGGAGGAGAUUUGCCAGAAGAAUGCUUGGGGCACCCCAACUUAUCAACUACAUUCUGCAAUGAAUGCAGACAUGCAGCUGUUUUUAUAUAAGGUUACCAUUCCAGCCAUCGGAACGACUCCGUUUCAACCCUCCAAACUCUGCAGAAAUGUGGAUGAAGCCAAGAAUUUUGCUGCCGAGUUUGUCAUGUCUCAGCUAGGAAUGCCUUUUGAAGGUUCUGAGGUUGCCAAUCUCGCCCCCAACCUGUAUCAGGGACGACCCAUUGGACCUUCUUAUCCCCUGACUAAUGGUGCGUCAGCUAUCACUUAUGCCUCCUCCAUGCCAGUAGUGACCAGUGCUCCACCCUCAUAUGUGGUAGCUCACGGAAAGAUGCCACCUCCACCACUACCAACACAGAUUCCUUAUGACUUUGGAGCUUCCCCAUAUGCAACCAUGUGAACAGAUGAGAUCUUUGUAGGAAGGAACUAAAGGACAUGAUCAGCAGUGAUAUUUAUGUGUUUUUUUCUGUUAUAUAAUGUUACUAUUUAUAUAUACAUGUUUUUGUGUUUAUUAUACACACAUGCUUAAUAUGAUGGACUUAAGUUUACUCAGUUUACAACGAGAACUAUUUACUACCAUGUUAAAUACUGGUAUGUUUCCUCUACACCUUACAAUGGUGUACUGAUCACCCUGUUUGUUACGGUCAUAUCAGCUGUGGCGUACCAGUCAAGUGUCCUUCCCCUAAAGGUUAUUGGACAUGACUACCUGAAAAGUCAUUUCUUGAUGACUUUUACAAACUACAUUUGUUUUAGAUACCACUGUUCCCACAAAUACCUUGAAUAACUUAACUUUUAAGUCAGCUGUGGAAAUGUUUUGGUUACAUAUAUCCAAACAUGAACCACAAAAACAAUAUGGGAGCAAUUUGUAAGAUGGAGAGAUUCUUCCCAUUAAUGGUAAGAAUAAAUGGGUUGUGGUAAUUGAGGUAUGUCUUACAGCUUUUCACUCCUAAGGACUUCACAGUCAUCCUAUGGCCCAGAUUAAAUUCGGGAUUAUGGAGUGUAAGUUCCGAGACAUUUCCAUGACAUAUGGUGCUCAAUGUUGAACAGUUUAUUUUUCUUUUUAUAUUUGCUGUUUUAUACAGACACAAGUGAGAAAGGAUUUUUUUUUGGUUUUGUUGUUGGGACUACUAUGAGAGGCAAAAAUCAAAUUUGCAUGCAAGCAAUUGAACUGUGUCGGCCGAAAGUUGUUCUUUUGAACAUUUAUUUAGUGAUUUAACAUUGUUUUUGAGUCUUUUUUUUUUAAGACAGGUAGAAGUUUUACACUCCUAAUGAAAACCUUAAUUGACAGACAUAUCACACAUUAACUCAUUCAACCCUGAAGAAAUUUCAUGAUUUGAACUCUUCCAAUUCAAAGUUGGAAUAGUUCAUUAUGAAAUUUCAGGGGUGAAUAAGUUAAUGCUACAUUAGAGUGGUGUUAUUUACCACAUGAAAAGUAAAUCGGCAUUGUAAUUGAAGUCGAUUUUCAUCAAUAUCAUUGUAGAUUAACCAAAUUUGUGUGUGCCAAAGCAGAGGAAUUUCUAAUAUUCAACUAUAAUAUUGUCAUUGGCAUAUCAAAAGAUAAUGUGGGAGAAUUUCAAUAAAAUUGUCCUGCUUAUAUAUAUAUACACUUGAGGGGAUUUUAAGCUAUUUAUCAGCAAUCUUAUUAGAAGUUUAUUUAUUUAACAAGAAUUGCAAUUUAUACUAGUACAAAAUGAUAUUUUGACUUGUUAAAUUGUUUAUAAGAAAAUGUUAAGUGUGGUUAUUCACAAGCUAUGAACUCUGACCCCAGUUAUCUGAAAAGUAGAUUUCCAGACACUGAUAUUAAGCAAUAAUUCUUGUUUCUCUAGGCACAAAAUAUUUUUUCAGAAAGUUUCAUUUUAAUUAGGAUUUUUUCCUGAUCCAGCUUCUCAGAAAUCAAGGUGUUUUUAACAAAUUAGGUUCCACUUAAAAUGAAAACUACAAAUGUACAUGUUUUUCAGUACAGUAGUGUAUCUUAUCAAAACAAUAUUUUUGUUACAUUUCUUGCCAUAAACUAUCUGGUCAAUUUAUACAUGUAGAUAAGAACUGUUUUUCUCUUUGAAAGUUGCAUAAUAAAUGUUGCCAUUUGCCGUUUUCUGUAUGAAAAAACAAAACAACGAUGAAAGUUAAAAAGUUCAUCAAUAAUUUUAGAUAAAUGAGAAUGAUGCCCAAUGAUGUACAAUAGAUUUUUGUCCAGAAGGAUAUGUUAGAAAUGUAUCUUGACAUCCAGUUAUGACCAAUUAAUAGUAAAUGUGUAGAAAAAUUGUUUGUAAAAAUAAUAUUUAGUUUUGUUGCAAUCAGCUUGAAGCAACCAAUUUUAAUAUGGAUUGUAAAUGAUCAGUGAACCGAAAAAAUCAAAAGCAUGAAUAGUCAAUUGAAAUUGUUAGUACUUAAAGAAUUACAUUAGAAAAUCUGAAUUUAGAAAUAAUGGACAAAUCAUCUCUGAAGUAAUCACACAUCAAUUUCAAUCAGGAGUGUUUGCUAAUUUAUGAAAGUUGUUGAUUAUGCUGUUAAAAUUGCAUGCUUGAUAAGUUUAAUAAAUAAAUGUUGAAAAGAAUUGCACUUAAUUUCAAAAUGCAUAUCUCUUGCCAUGUGAAGAAUGAAAGGAAAAAUCUGGUUGGCAAGUAGCCGCACGUUAACAAUUUUAAACCAAUGUUUGAACAUUUGUUUUCUAGUCUGCCAGAAAAGAAUACAUGUAUACUGUAAACAAUAUUCCCUUUUGAAAUUGAGGGAAGGGAAACAUAGUGCUAAAAUAGCAACAACUUUUUUUUCUGGCACAACUUGAAUUCAUUUAAAUAUGUGGAUAUGAUUUGGUGGUGGGUUUGAUAAUUUAUCUUAUUUCUAAAUAUAGCUUGAUCAUACAAUUUUAUCAGUAGUUGCUAGUGCUUAGUUUCAAUUUCCUUGUUAUUUUUGUUUAUUUUUGCAUUCUGUUUGUCAUUUCGAUUCAGUUUGCAUAUAUUAAUUGACUACAUUUUAAGCAGAAUUUCUUUUGAGUACAUAAUAUAUAAUAUUUAGCUGUAUUUGAUUUUUAAUUUUUCAUUUUAAAUAUUGCAUUGAGCUCAAUUGUGGUGGAUGGUAUCAGGAGGCAUUAAUUAUUUUUGAAACAGUGUGGAUUACCGCCUUACCAAAAGUAAUUAAGUUUAAAAUAUUACAAAUUUUAAAGUUACAUGUAGUUGGUAUUAAUACUUAAGACUGAUUAACUAUAGUUAUAAACCAAUGUGCAAUUUGCUGAACAACUGAAACAAAAAGUUUUCAGUGGUGGCGAUAUUGGAUCCAAUUGUAUACCAUAAAAUGAGAUGUUCCUUAGCCUAGGAACCAGUUUGUUCUGGUGAAAGUCACAUUCCAUUUAGCAGAUUGCCUGUUUCUCAUUGGUGCAACUGGACCCUUCCACUAAAUGGAAUACACUGUUGAAUUCUCUCCUGGUACUUGAUAUCACAACUACAUAUUUAAUGUAGCAUCAUACAAAGUGUUUUAUUGUUUUUAGUGAUUUAUUGUAGGGUAUGCUAGUUUGAUUUAUUUCCAUUUUAAUCAAGAAUUUGAUGUUAUGACUGCUUGUUGAUUGUAAUUUUGGUUAAGUAUAGCUGAUCGUUGUGAUCUAGUCUUAUAAUGUAAGUUUAAAGCCGGUCCUUUUAUUUUGUUUUUAACCCAUCCUUGCAACAUUUUUCAACAUAUCUUUGUGAUGUUGUUAUUGUUAGCAUAUGCUUGCGAUGUUGUUCCAGACAGAUACUUGUGAUCUUGAUACUGUAUUGUCAUAUCAGUACUUUGUCAGAGAAGUGCACAUACAUUCAUGAUUUCAUACCUUUAUUGUUUAUCAUCAAGUUCGUGUACAACUAGUCUUACCUGUGUUUUUGUUUCAUUUACACAAUAUUUAAUAUUGCACUCUUGUUACUGCUUUUAUGUUUUUUUAACCAUUUACUGCAAAUAAUGGGUCGAUGCAGCAACUGUGUAUGUACUGUUAUACAAGUUUAUAUUUAUUUCUCUCAGGAGUUUACUUUCUCCCUUUUAAUACUUGUGAACCCACUCGGUGGUAAUGGCAACACUUGUACUCUGUGAUAUUUUGUGCACCUGUUGUGUGCAGAGCAACUACUUUUGCCAUUUUUAUCAUUGAUAAGAAAAGAAUUGAAAAAUUUUGGUACCAAGUGAUCCUGCCUAUGUUAAUUACGCGUGAUUUGACCCUUUGCAGUAAAUCCAUAAUAUAUGUGUGCCAUUGGUAGGGGACGUAGUCCCUUUUUUACGAUUGGUUAGAAAAUCACGGAAAGAAAUUAUUUGUGAGAUUGUGAGGAAUAAGGAAAGAAAUUAAAGAGUGAUCUUGUUGAGAUUUAAGUAAUGGAAUCAAAAUGUAUCCAUAAAUUAGUAUGAAAAAGGUUAGGAUAUAUUGAAAUUAUAGAGGUAGCCCUGCAGCAGUUUUUUUUUUCGUAUCAAAUACGUGGUUUACUGUAUAUGCUUCUGUGGUCUUCCCAAUCUAUAGUUUCUUACUAUUAUUACACAGAAGGAGCACACUUGUGGUUUGGUUGCUGUGAUCACUAAGGGCACACACAGUCAAUACUACUGUGUGCAGUCUAGCUCGAACUUCAGGCCACUCACUCUACAAGAAUUCUAGUUCAAUUCCAAGUGGUGGCAGAAAAAGAGUGAUUUGUUCUCAAACAGUUAGCUGUUAUCCCCUUGGGAUUUACUCUGCCAAAAAAAGCCACCCACAUUUGUUCCACAGUGGGGUCUUCAGAAAACUCCUUCCCCACCGAUGUUUGUUAUUUACAAUCACAUUACUUUAAAUCGUUAUCAUUAUGCGUAUUUCAAUUGAUACAAGAAAAGUGCCUUUAUACAUCAUUCAUCGUGGAUACAUUUUGAUUCCAUUUGAUAGGUUGUGUUAUAGUAUUGCUGUUCUCAUUGAUCUAGUGCCUUAGGUUAAGAUCUAUAUAGCCCUUUAUAGAAGUCGAGGGUUGUAUAAGUUACAGGUAGCGUAGUUAUCAUGUACGUAAUGGCAACAGCUUGACAUAAUGGAACCUUUCUGGUGUGCUGAUUUGACAUACUUCAUCAUCAACAUGUGAAAACUGUUCAAACAAAUAAUUUAUUUGUAGAUGCAUCAUCUUCAUACGAUAAUGAACUAAGCAAAGAUUUUACAAAAUGUUGCAGGUCCAGUUAUAACUGAGUUAUGAUGUUGAGAUUUCAUUGGAUCACAGUUUCUUAUAAAUUUGUUAAUUAUAUUUAAAAUUAUACUUAUUUCCUUGAUAAAGUUAAAUGUGCAUGAAUUAUAAGUAAGCUAGAGUUUUGGGCAUAAACAAUAAUUUGCAGACAGACGUAUUCUUGAAACUAGAAAAAACAUUGAAACAUCAGUAAAUAAAACAAUUGUUCUUUAAUGAACAGUAUUAAUCAGUUGAUGUUAUAAAGUGUGUCAAAAAAGAGAAAUUGCACUUUUGAUAAUGAUAUCCAUCAAAAUUUUAUACAAGUUGAUUGUUACAACUGGCCUUCUGAAGGAUGUGAUUUGAAACCAAUCCUAUUUAGUCCCAUUUACAUAUACUAUUCAAUAACAUUCCAAGUGACAAUCAGAGCUUUAUCCUAAUAAAGUUAUAUAAUCAUUUU
Molecule: messenger RNA, 7048 nt
Organism: Mizuhopecten yessoensis (Yesso scallop)
Lineage: Eukaryota; Metazoa; Mollusca; Bivalvia; Pectinida; Pectinidae
Product: APOBEC1 complementation factor-like
Exons: 11
Coding region: 93-1874 (593 amino acids)
Cellular component (GO): nucleus
Molecular function (GO): mRNA binding
Source: RefSeq, a predicted model, not a curated record